Hypoxylon fragiforme is the source of this 1743-nucleotide messenger RNA. RefSeq names its product FMN-linked oxidoreductase. Bases 230 to 1462 code for a protein of 410 amino acids. Gene Ontology annotation, cellular component: intracellular anatomical structure. Gene Ontology annotation, molecular function: FMN binding; NADPH dehydrogenase activity; NADP binding. NCBI's taxonomy places the organism in Eukaryota, Fungi, Ascomycota, Sordariomycetes, Xylariales, Hypoxylaceae. The transcript is spliced from 2 exons. The record is from RefSeq and is a predicted model, not a curated record.
GCUUUUUGAUUUCUAAGCCUGUUUGGACGAACUCUUUUUUCUUUUUUCUUUUUCUUUUUUUUUUCUUCUUUUUUCUCUUGAGGGUUUUUUCAGGAAGGCAUGAUGCCAUCUUCAUUCACCAACCAUAAUUACUAAUUAGGAAGACUUAACUAGUUAUAAAUACCUUGACUACCUACAUAGGGACCGAGACCUAGGCUAUGAUCAAAAAUAUUAGAUCAAAAUUAAAACAAUGACAUCCUUCAUCGUGAACAAUGGUGCUCCCAAUAACUCCAACCCCCCCUACACCCCGAAGCAGGACCCUCCUGUCGGCACCGCUCUCAACCCCGCAGCAGCUCCGACACUAUUCCAGCCGCUAAAGAUCCGGGGUAUGGAACUCCAGAACCGGUUCGCCGUCUCGCCAAUGUGUCAGUAUAGCGCCGAUGAUGGACAUCUAACCGAUUGGCACUUCGCUCAUCUGGCCCAGUUCAUCAUCCGCGGCAAUGCCCUAACCAUCGUCGAGGCUUCCGCAGUGACCCCCAAUGGCCGCAUUAGCCCUGACGACGUUGGUCUCUGGAAAGAUAGCCAGAUCGCCGGCCUGAAGCGCAUAGUUGACUUCGCCCAUUCACAGGGCCAGAAGGUUGGUAUCCAGCUCGCCCACGCCGGCCGUAAGGCUAGCAGUCUCGCCCCCUGGUUCAAACCCGCCGGUGUCGCCAAUGCCGUUGCCACUCUCGAAAACAACGGCUGGCCCAACAACGUUUGGGCCCCCAGCGCCCUCAAAUAUGACCAUGGUUUCGCAGAGCCCAAAGCCAUGACAAUCGAGGACAUCCAAACGCUCGUACAGGCGUUCAAGGAUGCUGCAAGAAGAUCUGUCGCUGCCGGCAUUGACUGCAUCGAGAUACAUGGCGCUCACGGGUAUCUGAUCUCCGAGUUCCUGUCGCCGCGCACCAAUCAGCGUACAGACCAGUACGGCGGCAGCUUCGAGAACCGCACGCGUGUGCUCUUCGAAGUCAUCGCAGCCAUCAGGAGCGUCAUCCCCGAGACCAUGCCCCUGCUUGUGCGUAUCUCGGCCACGGAAUGGAUGGAGUGGGCUGGCGAGCCCAGCUGGGAUCUCGAGCAGUCCAUCCGCUUCGCCAAACUACUGCCUGCCGCCGGGGUUGAUCUCUUAGACGUCAGCUCGGGCGGCAACAGCCAGACGCAGAAGAUCGACGUGCACCCCUACUACCAGAUCGACCUCGCGAGCAAGAUCCGGGACGAGCUCAAGAAGGAGGGCCUGAGUUUGCUUAUCGGCGCCGUGGGAAUGAUCACCAACGCCGAGAUGGCCCGGUCGAUCGUGCAAGAAGACAAGGCCGACCUAGUGCUAGUGGCGCGACAGCUAAUGCGCGAGCCUGAAUUUCCUCUGCGAGUGGCCCAGCAGCUAGGCGUCGAAGUGAAGUGGCCAGUUCAGUAUAGCCGGGCGGAAUGGCAGAAGGGUCAGAAGAUUUAGGUAGAUAGGGAUCACAUAUAUGAAGAGAUACGAAAAAUGAUGAAUGAACGACAAACACUAUUCCUAGUGUAGAGGUAGACUAAAUAGAUAGAGCACAAAAUAAGAGAGAGAAGGGUUGCCUAUAUAUUGUUAACUACAUAGGUAGCACAUUACUUUCAUGCACAUUUUGAGAUGUUCAAUAUUUGGGGUGACUUGGAUGGGAUGGUCUGAACAGAAAGAAUAGUAAUGAAUCUAAUGAUAGGAUCAACGGUACAAAUGUUUAUAAAUGUUACCUACCUAAC